AAAUCUCCAAAGGAAGACGUGCUCUUGAGCUCGUUUGAAUCACUGUAGGUGCAAGCAAAGUCGAAUAAAGAGAGCUGCAGAGAACAUCUUCGUACCUUCUCUCUCGCACAGUGUUUGGAAGACUUCAAACAAUACCUAAUUGCAUUUGGAGAAUCAGCCUUAAGAGACUGACCCGAUGAUGUUGGGCAUUAUAAGGCGAAGAGUCGCUUGUGGAGGCUUUUCUUCUUCGGUUUUAGGGCAGUCAUUUCAUACCAUUCGGCAGCCUGUAGUGUCUACGCCUAGAGUUUGCUCAAAUGCAGUAGAAGAGAUAUCAUGUCAUCCAAGAGGUUUAGGUCAUGCUCGAAACUUCUGUCACCUCAUUUCACCAGGCCACCCAUUGAAUUCAAGGCCAAUAAGGGAAGCUAUUGCCAGUCUUCAGUCGAGGGCUACUGUGCACAUACAAAGCAGGCUGUUUUCUUCAGACAAUGCAUCAGUUUGGCUGUCUCCUUGGAGUGUGACAAGUGAUUUGAUUGAUGCUAUUGUCCCAUUUAUGGGUGAAUCUAUAAGUGAUGGCACUCUGGCGAAAUUCUUGAAGAAUCCUGGUGACAGAGUAGAAGUUGAUGAGCCAAUUGCUCAAAUUGAAACGGAUAAGGUGACUAUUGAUGUUGCUAGUCCUGAAGCUGGUGUAAUCCAAAAGUUUGUAGCCAAGGAAGGGGAUACUGUGGAACCAGGUACUAAGAUUGCUGUCAUUUCAAAGUCUAGUGAAGGUAUAGGUCAUGUUGCUCCUUCUGAGAAGACAUCAGACCAAGCUGCUUCUCAACCAUCUCCUCCUGCUGAAAAGAAAAAAGAGGAGAUGCAAAAGCCUAAAGUUGAAGCUAGUCCUGCCAUACAGAAGCCUAAGACAACUUCUCCUCCACCUCCUAAACGCUCAGCUACAGAACCCCAGCUUCCCCCUAAAGAAAGGGAAAGACGGGUUCCUAUGACAAGGCUCAGAAAACGAGUUGCAACGCGUUUGAAAGAUUCGCAAAACACAUUUGCACUGUUGACAACGUUCAAUGAAGUUGAUAUGACUAAUUUGAUGAAACUCCGUUCUGAUUACAAGGACGCCUUUGUUGAAAAGCAUGGAGUGAAAUUGGGUCUUAUGUCAGGAUUUGUGAAAGCUGCUGUUAGUGGGCUUCAGAAUCAACCAAUCAUCAAUGCGGUUAUUGAUGGUGAUGAUAUCAUAUAUAGAGACUACAUAGAUAUUAGCAUAGCUGUUGGAACUCCAAAGGGGCUUGUUGUUCCAGUUAUCCGCAAUGCUGGCAAGAUGAAUUUUGCUGAGAUAGAAAAGGAGAUCAACACUCUUGCUAAGAAGGCAGUUGAUGGAUCAAUAUCAAUUGAUGAGAUGGCCGGAGGUUCAUUCACAAUAUCUAAUGGUGGUGUUUAUGGAAGUCUUUUGAGUACCCCCAUUAUCAACCCCCCUCAGUCGGCAAUCCUGGGUAUGCACUCGAUAGUUUCCCGUCCAAUGGUGGUUGGAGGCAACGUAGUUCCGAGACCAAUGAUGUACAUUGCCCUGACAUAUGACCAUAGGCUGAUUGAUGGAAGAGAGGCUGUGUUCUUCUUGCGCCGUAUCAAAGAUGUGGUGGAGGAUCCACGGAGGUUGCUCCUUGAUAUUUAAAGACAGCAGCAGCAGCUGUUGCUUGAUUUCAUGAUAUAUACUUGGAUUUCAUAUAAUCGGAAUUCAUCAAACCAGAAUAAAUUUCUCAAGAUUGACAAUUUUUUGUUUUUGUUUUUGUUUUUCAUUGUUGAUUCUCUGUUUUAGCAAGUUGUUCAAUUGCGGCGAGCUAUGUUUAAAUUUGAAAUGAGGGAGGGGCACCUUGUUAGCAAACAUAUUUUUGUAUUCCCAAACAGUGUUUUUAUGUAUUUUUAUAUCUAAUGGUGGUGUUUAUGGAA
Messenger RNA from Cornus florida, 1911 nucleotides. RefSeq names its product dihydrolipoyllysine-residue succinyltransferase component of 2-oxoglutarate dehydrogenase complex 2, mitochondrial-like. Gene Ontology annotation, molecular function: dihydrolipoyllysine-residue succinyltransferase activity. The record is from RefSeq and is a predicted model, not a curated record. Bases 176 to 1636 code for a protein of 486 amino acids. The transcript has 16 exons. Gene Ontology annotation, biological process: tricarboxylic acid cycle. Gene Ontology annotation, cellular component: oxoglutarate dehydrogenase complex. NCBI's taxonomy places the organism in Eukaryota, Viridiplantae, Streptophyta, Magnoliopsida, Cornales, Cornaceae.